CUUUGACCAGAACACACUAAACGAGUUUUGCAGAAAUUUUAAAACCUUUUAUUCGCUGUAGAAUAUUCAUAUAUUGAAUUUGAUUUUUGUGAAUAUUACAUGAACGUAUUUAUAAGUAAUAAAAACGUAUUUAAUUUUUUGCACUCCGAUAUAUGGUGCGCACAUACGUACAAGCAGAAAGAUUGUGUAAACUGUUUUCUGGACGAGAAGCGCUGAGAGAGCACUGAUCGACUGCUCUGUAUAUAUUGAAAUAGUGAUCUGACCAACACAAUUUUUAGAAUGGAAUAUUUCCCUUGUUUAUUUAUUUUAGCUUUCAGCAUGCGAGCAAUAAUCGUAGCUUUUGUGGCCAUCUCCCUUGGAGGGUCUGCCUAUGCUCUGGAAAAUGGUCUUGUUCGCACUCCACCGAUGGGCUGGCUAGCUUGGCAAAGGUUUAGGUGCAUCACGAAUUGCACCCUGUACCCUGACGACUGCAUAAGUGACAAAUUAUUCCGGACGAUGGCCGACCUCUUGGUGUCAGAAGGCUAUGCAGCUGUUGGUUACAAUUACAUCAACAUCGACGACUGCUGGCUGUCGAAGGAACGAGGUCCCGAUGGGCGUCUGCAGGCUGACCCUGAGCGUUUCCCUUACGGAAUCAAGGAUCUCGCUGCCUAUGUCCACUCUAAAGGGCUAAAUUUUGGAAUCUACGAAGAUUUCGGCAACUUUACUUGUGCCGGUUAUCCUGGUGUCAUCGAUAACCUCAAGCUUGAUGCCGAAACAUUUGCCUCCUGGGACGUGGACUACAUCAAGCUAGACGGUUGCUAUGCCGAGCUUGAACAAAUGGAGACUGGCUACCCAGAGUUUGGCUUGUACAUGAAUCAAACUGGCCGGCCUAUGGUCUACUCCUGCAGCUGGCCAGCCUACCAGACAGAGCAAGGAAUUGACCCUAAUUACGCUGUCCUGGCUGAGCACUGCAAUCUGUGGCGCAACUACGACGACAUCCAGGACUCUUACGCCAGUCUGCGACACAUCAUCGAUUAUUUCGGCCAAAAGCAGGACAACAUGACACCGCACGCAGGCCCGGGACACUGGAACGACCCCGAUAUGCUGCUCAUCGGCAACUACGGGCUUAGUUACGACCAGAGCAGGAUGCAAAUGGCCAUCUGGGCUAUUCUGGCUGCACCGCUUUUCAUGUCGGUGGACUUGCGUACAAUCCGCCCUGAGCACAAGGAAAUUCUGCAGAACACCCGCAUCAUUGCUGUUAACCAGGACCCCCUCGGAAUCCAGGGCCAAAUCGUUUACAACACUAGCAAAAUUGAGAUCUGGACCCGCAAAAUCACGCCAGUUCAGGGAGACCAGUACUCGUAUGCCAUUGCAGUGGUCAGCCGUCGCGAUGAUGGAUACCCAUACAGGGUGCAAGUUCCACUGAGAGAUGCUGGCCUCACGAACCCCUUAGGAUACUUGGUCCAGGACCUAUAUGGAGAUACAACAGAAAACUUGCUGCUACCCGAUGACUUAAUUGAUGUUCGAGUCAACCCAUCAGGUGUCGUCUUCUGGAGAGCCAACAUUGUUACAGAUGUGCCAAGUGUAACAACUAUUUACUGAAAUGACUAAAAAUAAACCUAUGGCGAUCCCCAACAUGCACGGCAAUUAUAACUUUUGGAGAACACAUUAAUAUUCAUUUAAGGUGGCGUGGGUCACGUGGGUGGAAUAAAAACAAAUAAAAAAGUUUCAUUAUGAAAAGAA
Cloeon dipterum is the source of this 1722-nucleotide messenger RNA. RefSeq names its product alpha-N-acetylgalactosaminidase-like. Lineage: Eukaryota; Metazoa; Arthropoda; Insecta; Ephemeroptera; Baetidae. Bases 280 to 1581 code for a protein of 433 amino acids. The record is from RefSeq and is a predicted model, not a curated record. Gene Ontology annotation, cellular component: cytoplasm. Gene Ontology annotation, molecular function: alpha-galactosidase activity. The transcript is spliced from 7 exons. Gene Ontology annotation, biological process: glycoside catabolic process; oligosaccharide metabolic process.